AUGUCUGAAGAAAUUCAAAAUACACCGAUUGAAGAAAACAGUGAAGUGCCACAUCGCAGGGCAAUGUGUUUAAAGCACGGCCUUCAGGUUGAUGGUAGUAAAGCUGAAUUGGUAGGCCAUUUGGAAGCCUUCUGGAAUGAUCCUGAAAAGAAACCUGUAAAAUCAGAAGCAAUAAAGAGAAAGUCAGCUGACUCUGAGUUCAGUAAAAAAUAUGAUGAAAGAGAUGGAUUCUCUUCAUUAGAGGAAUUUUGUUAUAAUGAUGUUUUUUUCUUCUACAUGGAAAAUAAAGUGGAGAAAAAGAUUGAAAAGAAAUUAAGUAAUUCAUUAUCAAGGGACCAAUAUGAGUAUAAUGCUAUAUGUGAUGCUUCAAGGAGCAAUUCAAGAAGAUUCAAGAAAAAAGGUAAAGGAGGUACAGGAAUGAUUAAGACUGAGGCCAUUUAUUUUAAGGUGGCUGAGGAGGAAGGUUGGAACCAAAUAAUGAGAGUGAUGACUUUAAUAAAUUAUUGGAUAAGGCUAGGAAGAAAGCAAAGCAACAAAAAGGAUUUGUCAUAUCAUAUAAUUGAAGACCAUGGCAAUUUAAAGGACAAAGAUUUUGUAGAAAUUUUUGAAAAUGCAUCUUUGGCUAUAAGAAACUUAUUGCAAAGAGUUAGAAAACUAGCUAAAGAUUCUGUAUCUCCUUUUUACAAAGCUAAAUCUGAAAAAUAA
Messenger RNA from Racocetra fulgida, 705 nucleotides. The record is from the annotation of a GenBank genome assembly. Lineage: Eukaryota; Fungi; Glomeromycota; Glomeromycetes; Diversisporales; Gigasporaceae.